GGGAGGGAGGGGCCGCUUCAGCACCAGGGCGGCCGCGGACAGCAGCGGCCCCGGCUCGGCGGCGGCAAUCCGGUGCGGGCUGCGCGGCCGCCGCGGAACCAGCGCCGGGCCCUGCGCGUUCCCCUGCGGCGGCGGAGCCCUCGCGGCACAUCUCUCUGGUACAUCUGUUAAGCUACUGCAAAUCUUUAAACGUAUUUAUUAUUCCAUCAGAAAGAGCGCAGUUGACUACACAGGCACACACAUUGUCUUCCACGUGCUGUGUUAAGAACAGCAAUAGCUUUUUCGUGGCUCCUGUAAAAAGCACAAGCUUUCCCUGGGAGGUUCAUGUUUUUAGCAGUGACAAGAUGACAAUUCAUAUUUUUACCAAAGGAUCCAGUGAGUCAUCCUAUUAACUCUGCUGAAAUACAUGCUUGCCAAUCGUCCUGCCACGUUAGCCAACCUACAUCACAAUGACUGAGGACUUAGACCACAGGUUCAGUAGUCUCACUUGGGAUCAAAUUAAAAUCCUGGAUCAAGUUUUAGCAGAGGUAAUACCCAUUCAUGGAAGAGGGAAUUUUCCAACACUAGAAGUAAAACCGAAGGAUAUAAUUCGUGUGGUUAAGGAGCAGCUCAUUGAAAAACAAAUCAACAUUCGAGAUAUCCGCCUGAAUGGUUCAACAGCUAGCCAUAUCCUAGUGAAGCAGAAUGGAACAAGUUACAAGGACCUAGACAUCAUUUUUGGAGUGGAACUUCCAAGUGAGCUUGAGUUUCAGGUUGUUAAGGAGGCAGUUCUUAAUUGCCUAUUGGACUUUUUGCCAAAAUGUGUCAAUAAGGAAAAAAUCACUGCCCAGACUAUGAAAGAUGCCUACGUGCAGAAAAUGGUCAAAGUCUCUACCGAUCACGAUCGCUGGAGCCUCAUCUCGCUGUCAAACAACAGUGGCAAGAAUGUGGAGUUAAAGUUUGUUAAUUCGCUCAGGCGACAGUUUGAGUUCAGCGUGGACUCAUUCCAAAUCGUGCUGGACUCCAUCUUAAAUGUUUACAGAGAAACAGACUGCAAACUGACAGAAGACUCCCACCCCACUAUUAUUGCAGAGAGUAUGUAUGGAGACUUCAAUGAAGCAAUGGACCAUUUAAAAUACAAACUGAUUUCCACGAGGAACCCUGAGGAAAUCAGAGGAGGUGGCCUUCUGAAGUACAGCAAUCUCUUGGUUCGUGACUUUAAGCCAGCAGAUGAGGCUGAAAUUAAAUCUCUGGAACGUUACAUGUGCUCCAGAUUCUUCAUUGAUUUUCCAGAUGUUGCUGAGCAGCAAAGGAAAAUUGAGUCAUAUCUGCGCAACCACUUCAUCGGGGAAGAAAAAAGCAAGUAUGACUACUUGAUGACUCUGCGUGGAGUUGUAAAUGAGAGCACAGUCUGUCUCAUGGGACAUGAACGAAGACAAACUCUGAAUAUGAUUACAAUUUUGGCUUUAAAAGUUCUCGGAGAACAAAAUAUUAUCCCAAAUGCAGCAAAUGUAACAUGUUAUUAUCAGCCUGCUCCGUAUAUCAGUGACAGAAACUUCAGCAAUUAUUACAUUGCUCAUGGACAACCAGCUAUCAUCUACCAGCCAUACCCAUUUCACAUACAAAUGCAAAGCGGCAUGGUUUAGGAACACAGUAACCUUCUCAGCACUCUCACCCCUCUCAUUCCAGUUCUCUCCGUAAUAAAGGCCUCAUUCAACCAAGUUUUAUUAUCACUUUUGAUUUAAGGACAUAUUUUUGUGCAAGUUGCCAAAGUUAUUUGGUCAAUGUCUCAAAUACCUUUAAGCAGAUCAUAAGAAAAAUGUCUAUCAUUAUUCAUGAAGAUGUAUUUAUAUCCCCACUUGUGUUUGGGCUAUACUUUUGGAUGAAAAGAGAAGGAUAUAAAUUAUUCUAAUUUUAUAAGAUGAAAUGCACUGAGUUCUAGGUUCUAAUAAAUUCUUAAACAAAAUUUUGAAAGUGUAAAAUUAAGCCAAGCAAUUACCUCUCAGCAGAAAUGCCUAAUUCUAGAAAUGCUAGCAUUCUGGGCAAUUUACACUAGAGCAUCCACCAGUUAUACCCAUGCAGCCUCCAACACCAUUUAUUAGCAGCAUCUUCUGAAAAUGCACAACGAGGGACUGUUUCUGGGUGCUCUGAGUGCCCUCUGUAAGCUCUGUCUGGUCAUUCCCAUCAGAGACGCGAGGUCCCUCCUACACUGGAGUCCUCCUCAGUAGGGGUUGGGAUAAAAUAUCCCUACCACAAGCAGAAUCAGACUUUUUGGGCAUCCAAAAUUUCUGCUGAUUUGAGUGAGAGAUUUGGCUGCUUAAGUGUUGAACCCCAGGUUCUGACUAACAGGUAAUAAAAGAGAUACAACUAUUCUGAUUAGAUUAGCCCUGAACAACAAGCUAAUAGAAUGAGAAAGAUGGUGAAAAUUGAGCACACAGGGCUUGCUUUCUAUUGCUAAUUUGUUAUUGAUCAGAGAUGCUUCAAUGCAUAAUAAACGGAGUCAGGGGAAAAGAAAAAAACAGCCCAGGACUGUGUUGUUUUCAGGUGAAUUAAAACAAAUCCUUGGUAGUAGUGUCUGAAAAAAUGUUUUCUAAUAGCAAUGUCAUAUGUCAGCUUCCUUACCUGCACUCAUACACCAGUAGCAAAUGAAGAUUUCUCUUAUGUUCAGGAAGUGUUGCAAAUUUCCAUGUGUGUUUACCAAAGAUAAGUUUUAAACAUGUCACAUAAGUGCCUCCCUGUGCCAGUUGCUCCGUGAAAGUUAGAAUGCUGCCUGCAGUUGUGCCAGAGAGCUCCUGAAUGACAGAAAGGGAAUGAAAAGUGUGCACCCUUUGCACCACUGACCUCAGUACAAGCAGGUUUGGAACAGAGGGUGCUGAGGUUGGUCUCUCUGAAACACCACCAGUUUAGCUGAAUGGGGUGCAGCAAGAAACAGUGAUGGAAAGGGGAACGAAGGGACAUGGUUGUAAAAUCAAAGCAGUCAACUGGAAAUGCAAGCAACAGAGUUUUGUACGUCUGAUGCUUAACAUGUCACUAUGUCACACUGGCGUUCAUUACUGGUUCAUUUUGUGUCCUCCUCAUUUUUAAAAGCAUUGAGUACAUUUUAUCUAUUUACAACAAGUGUCAGGUCUUAGAAAUUUUUGCUACUUGGAAAAGAGCAUCUGAUUUAUUUUACACAGAAAUAUGCUACGUACCAAUAUUUUAAAGCAUUUACAAGAUGUCUAAGGUCUAUGAAGUUCUACUUACCAGUGAAAUGUAGCUUUCUUUUUUUUCCCCAUCAUAUGCCCGUACAGUAGAACAAAGAGCUGUUUAAAGACAACUUCACUGACCAUCAUCACUAAAGUUCAUCCUUUUCUGUAAAAUACAGUGCAAAAAAUAUAGUGCAGAAUAACAUGAGAAAUAGUGCAGAACAAUAAAUUAGAAGUGCAACGUUAAGAGAGUAUACUGAUCUACUUGGAAGUUGAUUCAUUUGGUGACAUUUUUCUUGAAUUAUUUUACUACUGUUUUCCCUGAUUACUCAAGUAAGUCCAAUUCCAUGUCUAAAAGCUCAUUUUAUUUCACUUCUACAAGUGCAUUUUCAAUUGGUUAAACUAUAUUUCAUAAAAUAGGCAAUUCUAAUUGCUACAUUAUCAGAUAUGAUAAUGCUAUGAAGAGAUUCCCUGUCAGAAGCAAAACAGAGUGAAACACGGUGCAUUUUUUUUAACUGAGUUGUUUAUUUCACAGAGUGUACCUUUAAAUUCAGUUUGAUAUUUUCCAAAAUAAAUAGCACUGUGAAUUUUUGUAAGAGCUUUAUUUAGAUUGUGCCCCUCUUUUGCUUGUGCUUGCUCAGCACAUGCUCUCUGCAGGGCUGGGAGCUGCAAGCUGGGCUGUGCACGGCUGGGAGGCCCAGACAGACCUGCAGGAGUCAGGCAUCCUAGCGCCCUCAUUGGCUCUUGCACUCCCUGAGUUUGCUUGACUUAGCCCAGCUCCAUUGACCUGUGACCACAAUCUAACGUUGCUACAGCAACUUAAUACUCCUCCACUCCUGGUUCUCUCACUUCCUGGGAGGAGAAAUGGGUUGCAUGCCUCAAGAACCAGAAAGCAGGUCAACUAAGAAAGGGAGUUCUCAGUAUACUGCGAAUAUGCAGUGAUCCACUACCUAGAGAAAUAUCUCAGUAAGUUGUGUUUGUUGGUGGUGGGUUUUCGUUUUCUUUUAAACCAAGUAGAAAUGUGUAUCACCCUGCACGAAGGACUGCAAUUCUGUUUUGAAUCACACAUGCAAAUGAUGAACUCUGGAUUUGUAUGAACCAGCCUGUCCACUUGUACAGCAGCUGCUCAUUUAAAUAUAUAUUUCACUGUCUUACAUCUCUGUUUAUAGAUCCAGGUUAGAUAAGUUAGGACUCAGCCAAAGUCCACUAGAGCUAGUGGGGAGGAUCUGCCUAACUCCAAUGGACUUUUGGUGAGACCCCAGAAAGUGCAAAGGAUUUCUGUGAGUACCUAAAGGUACAAAGACAUCAAUAUGCAAAAAUGUCUCAGGUAUAAAUAAACCCUUUAACUUUAUUGAAAAGGUCUUGUAUUUCUUACCUAGACGUAGUUCCAUUCUGAAGCUUCAGCAAGGUUGGUAUAUGUAUUUUAUAUAUAUUUAUAUGCAUAUAAAUAUAUAUAAAAUCUCACAUGUCUACACAUACACAGGUCAAUAACAAAAUCUGAUGUUGUCUUUUAAGUAUUUCCUUCCAAAUGUUGAAGGAGAUCUGGCAGCAGAAUUUGAACUGGAGAUGGUUUUUAAGGUAGUACUGAUUCUGUAAAAUAAUACUAGAACAGAGAUGAUGUUGUAUAGACUGCUGCUUGCAAAACACUGAUAACAUAUAUAAAAUGUAAUUCUUUAACCUCUACUCCAGCUGUUACCUAUUUCACUAUGUGCAAAUAUAAAUCUACAAGGAAUUGAGAGGGUUUUCUCAGCACCAGUAUCCUAAGCUUCACAUUUGCAAUAUACUAUGUUGUUAUGAUCUGUUCAAUUAUUACAAUACCUGGAAAUUGUAAUGCUGAUUUUAUUUAAUCACAAAACUUCUCAAGGUUUACAGCUUACAGUAAUCUAAUGUUGUCAGGACGUAAGUGUUAAAGUUUUAAGUGCUUUCCUAAAAAAAGUCAUUUGAAUUUUGUGUUAUAUUGUAAAAGUUCCAUUUGAAGCAUAUAUUUUAUGGUAGUUCCUUUAACAUGUAAUUUGUGAGCUUUAUACUCCACAUAUUACAGAAGUUUUUGUGAUGGAUACAAGAAAUGUAAAACUGUCCUUGGUCAAGCUGUUAUAUUGUCUGUUGUGUUACACUGAUCCUGUAAAAUAAUGGAUCUGAUUUACCACUGUGCCACUUGGAUUUUUUAGCUAUGUAAUUUGACUUACGUUAGAGGAGUUACAUCAGCAUAAACUUGGAUCUGGAGUUACACGGGGGUGCAUUCAACAUGAUGUUUAGAAAUAUCUGGAGGAAGAACAGCGCUGAGUUUAGACAAGUCGGAAUAACUGGGAUUCUUACCGAUCAGUUUUUGUUUGAUAUAUUUUCCUUUGAUCUAAAGAAAUGGGAGAGUAUACAGAAACAAAGCUGUUACAUGUGAAAGAAGAGGUAUUUCACAUAAUGUGCCAUCUGAAGUUGUUGAAAAAAAACAAACACUGUAAUGCUAAAAAUGUGUACUAAUCACACAGAUCUGUAGGUCAUUAGUCCACAGUGUUGACUAGUGCCUUUGGGUAUUUGGGAAGCAACCAUUAAAAGAACUUUCUUGUUAAA
Messenger RNA from Numida meleagris (helmeted guineafowl), 5729 nucleotides. Its product is annotated as protein FAM46C-like. The coding region runs from base 450 to 1625 and encodes 391 amino acids. NCBI's taxonomy places the organism in Eukaryota, Metazoa, Chordata, Aves, Galliformes, Numididae. Gene Ontology annotation, molecular function: RNA binding; poly(A) RNA polymerase activity. The record is from RefSeq and is a predicted model, not a curated record. The transcript is spliced from 4 exons. Gene Ontology annotation, biological process: mRNA stabilization.